This is a messenger RNA of Octopus bimaculoides (California two-spot octopus), 9888 nucleotides long. Its product is annotated as heparan sulfate glucosamine 3-O-sulfotransferase 5. Gene Ontology annotation, molecular function: [heparan sulfate]-glucosamine 3-sulfotransferase activity. The record is from RefSeq and is a predicted model, not a curated record. Lineage: Eukaryota; Metazoa; Mollusca; Cephalopoda; Octopoda; Octopodidae.
AGGCUCGGUGCCCAAACACAGGACGAGUGUGUGCAGAACGGUUUCAUCGCUGUACGUGAAUCUCGGACAGGACCAUGUCUGUAGAGAUUAUUUCGAACUACCUCUUAUGAGCACUAUCAGACGAAGGAAUUCUGGAAAUUAUCCGUGGCUUUCAGCUUAAAAGUCCUCCGGAACUGUGGGACGAUUUCCUCUCCCACCUACAACUCUAUUAGGUCCAGUGUGUCCUCUGUCUUUUCGAACUAAAAUAGGGGUCCCACUCUGUUGCACACAUUCAGGCCAGGCUUUGGUUUAAGGAUAUCUCCCGCCCCUGCUACCUACCAGUCUCAGAAGCUGUGAAACAAGUCAUAGCUAUAGCUUGCCCUGUUGAAUAGAUAAAUGAAAACAAUAAUACGUUAUGCUCGAUAUAUCUGAGAAAAAAAUAAAAAGACUAAACGAUCGUGGCUGGAACAUCUUUUAUGGUAGAACUGAUGAAUUAAAAUCGACUGGAGGCGACACAACAACGACAAAAAUUGCAAGUGCUACCCCAUGUCGUUUGUGGAUGUUGUUUCGAUUCUCAGCUGACCUCAUAUCUUUUUUGUCGAAGGGCGCUUUUCGAUGGUCUUUCAGCUAUGAUAUACACAUACAUGUUGUAUCACUCAGUUUUUUUUUUCUUCAAAAUAAAUAGAUAAUAUUCAUUAAAACAGCAACGAAUAACCUUUGUUAUUUAACCCGCAUGUGAUGCUAUACACGGUCACCUGUUAUAAAUAGAAGCAAAAUUUCAAAUUAUUCUAGUCUUUUUUUUUUAAUACAGAUAAAUACUAUAUUUGAAAAAAAUUACUAUUACAUCCGUUUUGUGAAACGGGUGUAAUAGUUAGUACUAUCAAAAAGGGCGCGGAAUCGGGGUGGGGGAAGAUAUAAAAUGAUAAAUUCUUGGGACAAAAAAUUCUUUCAGAGAAGGAAACAACCACCCAAUACUCCGUCCUUUUCGUUCUCCAUGAAAUAAUCAAAACGAUUCCGAAAGUCCUCCAACCAAAGAUUUACACCCGUUUCGCGAGACUGGUGCAAUAGUAAAAAAAAAAAAUUCCGAAGAAUAAAAUGAAAAAAAAUAAACGGUGAGAUGGUCACAGUUAGAAUGAUUUCUCAUUCUAGGCCUGCUCGAUCAGAAUUGACCUGGGGUUAAACAACAAACCAUUAUCAAUACUAUUACAACUCUUUUCAGAAUUGCAGAAACCUUCGUGUCUUUGAGAACUAGAAACCAUACUACAUUAAAAACUGCCGCUAAUUAUACAAACUGUAUGAGAAUCUUGAUAACUGUUUAUAUUAUUUAAAUAUUUCCGGCAUCCACCUAGCUAGUUCCUCCCAUUCUUUGAGAAUAGCAAUUCACUAAUUGAGUCGACUCUAGUAAUUCUUUAUUUCCUCCUCUUCCUCCUCCUCCUCCUCCUCUUCCCUUCUCGAUUUCCUUUUUUCUCACUCCCUCUCUCUCACUUUCGCUCUAUCGCACACAUUUUCACUCACUUUCUUUCUUUCUCUCUCUCUCUCACUCCAAGACAAUAACACAUUUUACGUUAAAUGGAAACCGCGGCCGGAAACCCUGCAAGCCAGGCCAACAGAAGCAUCAACACCAACAUCAACACCAGUAGCAGAAACAGAAAGAAAAGCAGAAAGAAACGAAGACUGACGCAAAAGUCAUUACAUAUUAUCCUACACUCACCCGUUUGUUAUUGUUAGUAGUAGAAGAAGAAAGAAAGAAAGAAAGCACGAAAGAAAGAAAGAAAGAAAAACGGAAAAAGACGGAGUUAGAAUGAAGAAUUGUUUUACAAGACGGAUUUAUAUUCUACAAAAGAUGCGAAAAAAUUAUGACGAGGAUGUUAUAUUCUUCAGCUGGUGAACAACAGCAGUUCUGGCCAUUGUUAUUGUCGUUUGCCAACCAUCAUGUCGCUGCCAAUACAUGUGUGUAUAUAUUUAUACUUUUAUAUAUAAAUCUAUUUAUAUGUACAUGCAUAUAAUAAUACACACACACAUAGAUAUAUAUAAAUCUAUAUAAAAUAACUCGGUGUUUCUCAAUAUGCAACUUCUAAGAUUCACUUAACUUUGGCUUUUUGCAAAAGGAACCUGAAACAGCAUGGCUAGGGAGUGAACUCACUUCUUCACCACCACAGCUGCACUUGUGCCAACAUUCAGAAUAAUAUUUUCCAAUGGCAAGCUAUGCUGAUAUUGUUCUUGUACCAUGAGUUGCAAAACCACGGCAACCAAUAUAUUCGUAUUGAUGACCAAUCAGUUUUACAUUAAUCAAUACAAGAAACUGACUCUCAUCAUUUUUACCAUUUGUGCUGUUGGUUUAAUCGUUUUUACGUGUGCUCAGACAUUCUUUGCCAACAAUUACUUAUUCAACUUUGGAACAGAUAUCAAAACUUUGCCCAAAUUUGAAGAAAUUAAGCAUGAAGACUACAGCAUUCGUCCCAAGAUCCGCCACAGAUUUCAUCGUUACCCCCACACGAGCAGGUAUCUCCCUCAGUGUAUUAUUAUCGGAGUUCGCAAAGGAGGUACGGGGGCUCUCAUUCAUUUUCUGGACAUUCAUCCCAACAUUGCUAUUGCUUCAACCGAAGUUCAUUUCUUUGAUAACAAUUACAAGCGUGGCCUUAAUUGGUACAGGAAACGCAUGCCGUAUUCUUUCCCAAAUCAGAUAACCAUCGAGAAAACCCCUGCUUAUUUUGUAAAAAAACAUGUCCCAGAAUCUGUGAAAAAAAUGAACCAAUCCAUUAAACUGCUUUUAAUUGUACGUGAGCCUGUUGAAAGAACCAUUUCUGAUUACACCCAAAUUUGGGGUAAAUUGGUCAGAAAUUCUUCAUAUCCAGCAUUUGAAGAACUUGCAAUUGACCCAGUCACAAAAAUGGUAAACCCAUCGUUUGCUGCCACAGAACGUUCUCUGUAUGACAAACAUAUGGCCAACUGGCUGAAAUACUUUAAUCUUUCACAAAUCCAUAUUGUCGAUGGAGAUAAUUUUCGGCAUAAUCCAUUUAAGGAAAUUGUUGAAAUUGAAAAAUUCCUCCAUUUAGAGCACAAAAUAUCAGAAAAGGACUAUUAUUUUGACCCUGAUAAGAAAUUUUACUGCAUAAGGGGAUUCAUUAAUCGAUGUUUACCAGACUCUAAAGGACGGCAACAUGUUAAAGUGCAGGAGUACGUGAAAACAAAACUACGGAAUUUUUUCCGGCCGCAUAAUGAAAUGUUUUUUAAGAUGAUUUCUAGAAGGUUUGAAAACUGGUAAAAUUACACCAUCUUUUAUACACACACAGACAUAUAUAUAUAUAUUACUAUACAGUAGAUAUCAUCCUGGUUAUUCGCAACAGCUUUCACAUUGAGUUUAUCUUGUAUCCUAUAUUCUUAUCCUCAUAAUGCUUCACUGAUGCAUCUCUUUUAUGCAUUUCUUUUCAUAUAUACACAUACAUAUGUUAUAUUCAAUCAUCCUUGCCAUAAGUUAUUUAUUAUAUACAGCCUCCUCUAAAUGUUUUAUAUAAAUUGUUUGUUCGUUAUGCAGGCAGCUAAUGUUACUAAUCAACAAUAUGGCCGCUUCCACUAAGCCCUUGUGCUGACAGAUGUAUGAUGUAGUUGCAUGUUUCUAAAGUUCUCAGGUUUUAUAUCAGAUUCAGCUUUUUAUAUUGCAUCCACUGAAAUCAAAUCUAUUUUCAUCUUAAUCAUUAAAUAUUUUUUUAUAACAUAUCAGACAGCACUGUAAAUAUUCUUCGCUUUCUAAACAUCAUGGUAACAUUUUGUCCUUGUUAUUGCAUCUAAAUUCAAAAUAACAUGAUAUUCUAUAGCCUCCAGAACUCUGUGAAUCUAAUUUGCUGUUAUUAAUUCUGAUAUUAGUAGGGCAGUCAUUAUUAAACAAGGGUAAUGAAACAUAAUGUUUUGAACAUUAUACUAAAUAACGAAAGUUAGACAUACAAUACCUUUAAACGAUAUGUUUGAAAUAAAUACGACAUAAAAAUGUAAAGAUGCAUUUAAAAGUAAUGGUUGACCCUAAAACUAAAAUUAUGAAUGAAGCAGCUUUUCUAAAAUGGCUAAAUGGUGCUAUCUUACAGCUCAAAAUCAUGUUACUGCUAUAGUAUGGUACCCCAUGCUUUGCCAAGUUGUAUUCUUGUAGAAUUUCUUGUGUGGUAAAAGCUACAGGGAACGCAACCCAAAAUCCAAUGUUGCAAUCUAGAAAUCUAGCAAUGUAGCCUCUAUAUGUUCAUCAGGCCUAUGAGAAGUCAUAAUCAAUCUUACACAAAUCACAUACUAUUGUCUUGAAAAAGGAAGGAUUCAUUGGAUAAAGUACUCCAAAAUACACUGUCUGGAAAGAUCUUGAUGUGAUGGCUGGAAUAAGCUUUGAUCAUUAGGCUUACAAGAUCAGGCCUGAUCUGGGAUUAAAUUAUAACAGUUAAAAGUGAGUAGUAACAGCUUGGCUGGAUUAUUUAUAUUUGUAGAUUGUCAAAAUGUCAAGAUCAUUUAUAGUCGUAAUUAUGUCAUGUUUAUUGUGUUCAAAUAUUAAGUGAAACAAUUAUCUUCAAUUAUCUUCAGGUUACUUACUAUGCAAGUACAUCUCCGUAAUUAUCUUCAAUGUUUAUUUAUAACACUAAACAUUUCAGGUGUAUGGUACAUACCAUGAAAUGUAGACACAUAGAUAAUGUAUAUAUUUCGAUGUGUGUGGUAAACUCCAAAAUAUACAUAUAUGCAUGCAUACACAUACAAUUGAUGUAUGUGUACACAGGCAGUAACAGUAAAUCUGUCAGAUUAUACUGAAGCUCUAAGACCCUGGUUGAUUUCUAAGAAAUUUUUAUGAUGAAUUAACGGUUAGGAUUUUAAUGCGAACAUCGAAUCAAGAUGAGAUGUCUCACUAUGUUGAGGAUAUGUAAAGUAUCUUAUCAUGCUAAAGACAAAUGACAAAAUGACUGAAUUAUUUUGCAGAGAUAAAUUAAUCCUGUUGAAAUAAUUGGUCUUAAUUACAAAUAAUAUAAUGUCAGAUUCUUUGUAACACAGUCACCUACAAAGUGAUAGAUUUGUGGUUCAAAACCUGUCAAGGGACCUGCAUCUCUUUUCUCUCUUCUAUGAGUGAUUAUAAUGACUAAUAUCUUCUGCAGUGUUCAGGGAUGAGUAACCCUUUUGUUACCUUAUUUCUGUAGGGUAACAAAAUAACACUGACUUUGUAUUAAUUGAUUUUCAAAAAAUGAGGGAUUUAGUAAAACAACUUUUGUCAUUCUUAAUCUGGUAUUUGGAACAUAAAUUAAUAUGGAAUUUCGAUGAAUGGUUUUAAUUUAGAUCACUUCAGUACAAGAAAUUUGUAUUUUAAAACUAGGGGCUGUCUCAGGUGUGUUGGUAUCAAAAGGUCAAUCUGAUGUUUGGAACGUAAAUUAACCUGGAAUUCUGAUGGAAGGUUUUAUUUUUAGAUCAUUUUAAAAGCAGGAAGUUUGUAUGGUAAAACCAGAGGCAUUCUUGGGUGGGGUUAGUAGCAAAAGAGUUAAAAAGUUGAAAUCUAUUGCUAAGGAGUGACAAAAUUAUGAUUGAAUAUAAUUUGUGUCCUAAUGAAUUAAUAACGAAGCUAAUUAUUCCAUUCCAGAUAAUAUGAAAUAAUUAACAGAUUAUUUUUGAUUAUGAGAUUACUGUUUGCUUAUUACAUUACUGAAGCAUUUUUUUUUUGUUGUUUUUAUUGUAGUUGUUGCUUAGUCAGCACUCAAUCUUCUCUCUGAAAAGGCCUGGUCUCCUAUUCCUAUUAUUAUGUGUAUUACAGCCACUCUUCUAUUGGGUUGUUCGGAAAGUUCAUGCCGAUUUUUAAAGGAAAGAAAAAGGUCAAUAAAUACUUGCCAUUACAUUUUUAAUCAACCAAAUAUGAACCAUUUUGUUGCACAAUACAUCUCCAUCUUUCCUUUAACUUGAAAAUACCUUCUUCCUAUAGACUCAGUCACACUCACACACACAUGCACACACAUUAUAUAUAUAGAAAAUAAUGUAAUAUUGUAAUACAGGGUUGGCCAAAAGUCACCCAACAGUAAAUCAAAUUCCCAAUAGUAAAUCAACAGUACUUAAUAUUCAGUUUUAUUUAUUCGUUUGGAAAAAUGGUGUCGCUUAAGAACAGUUUGAACAGAAUUCCCAGAAUUGAGGUGGUUUCAUGGCAAAUAAGUCGAAAGGUAAGCUACUAUAAAUUGGCACAAACUUUCCGGACAACCCAAUAUUAUGCAAGUAACUAUGUAGUUCCUCUAUAGCACUGUCUUGGCCCCAUUUUUUUUCAUACCUCAACCUCCUGUCUCCUAGCAUAAAGCUGCAUCUCUCACUACUGUUGCCCAACUCUGUCAAUCUUUGUCUUGUGGGCUUCAUGGUGACCUCACUAGUGCUGGUGCCAUGAAAAAUGCACCACCCAGUAUACUAUGUAAAGUUGUUGGCAUUAUGAAGAGCAUCCGGCCAUAGAAAUCUUGCCAAAACAGGGUUCAUCAGAUCCUGUCAAAUCAUCCGACCCAUGUCAGCAUGGAAGACUGAAAUUAAAAGUUGAUGAUGAUGAUGAUUGCACACCUGACUAUUCUGCCUUUUUCUCAUCCUAAGUGUAUCAAGGACAUUAGUCAACAUGUUCUGCUUUUCUUCAGAUACUAGAUUGGGAUUUGAGAGAGAUGUCUGCUAUUUCUUACAGUUUAAAGAACUAUGAAGAAGCCAAACUAUGAUCAAAGGCAUUCCAGUCCUGACCACUCCAUCUAUUUAUCUAUCAAUCUGUGUAUAUAUAUAUAUAUAUAUAUAUAUAUAUAUAUAUAUAUAUAUAUAUAUAUAUAUAUAUAUAUAUAUAAAUAUAUAUAAUAAAUGAAAGACAGAAGAUGGAAUAUAUGAGAAUUUAUUGUUAAUCAUGACAAUUGUUUUGACACAUCUAGCAUCGAUUCCUCUUGGGUGGGACAUUAACAACUGGUUCAGGAGCAUCCAGUGGUGCAGAUGUAUCUCAUUGGGUGACAAAUAACUACAACUCAUUAAAAUAACUGUUCCGCAAUGUAAUUUUCCAUUUUGCAGAAAGAAAAGCAGUCAGACGGAGGAAAUAGCUUCAUUUAUAGAGAAGAUCAAAAAUAAAAUCUCAGAGGGCAAAAACAGAAAUGAACAUGCAAUCCAACGAAAAGAGUAUUAAACAUUAUAAGGGUGUUGAAUAAUUACAACACCAGUCUGCUAGAAAUAGACCCCAAAUGGUCUAUGAACCACUUAGAUUAUUACUCCACUACACAAGGUCAUAAGCGAGGAUUUAUAAAAUAAUUUGGAUAGUACCACAUCUAUUGAUUUCAUGGUUUGAAUUAUCAAAACCCCUUUCCAGUCAUCAGUGGCAACAUACCGAAUGUAUGUCUAUUUCUAGCAGACUGGUAUUGUAAUCAUUCAACACCCUUAUUAUAAUUUUAAUAUAGAUUAACCAUUAUGGUAUUUUAGUAUGCUGACCACUGAUAAAUCAUUAAAUAAUGACUUUAUCCUAAUUAUAUAUAUAUAUAUAUAUAUAUAUAUAUAUAUAUAUAUAUAUAUAUGUGCAGGGACUAUAAGCGAAAAGGCUCAGCAGAUAUAUUAUUCCUGUCCAAGUCCCAAAGACCCAGAGAUCCAAAAAGGAACCACAUGCAUUUUUUUUUUUUGAAGGAGGAGGAGUAAGAGGUCCCCUACCCACUUCCCAAGUGAGGCUUGUAAACAACCUCAUUCCACAUUACAAAAUUUCUCUCACAGGCUCUGCACACACACACAAACUACGCAUAUAUAUACAUGUACAUACACACACACAUUUGAACAUAUGCAGUGUUUGUCCUUCCUGUUUUUAAAUGCAGCAAAGAAGGAUGUGAUGGAAUUUUGGCUGCUUUGCAGACCAUAUAAAGGCUUUGAGAUAGAGCUGGGUAUAUACACAUACAGUUUAUAUUUUCACCAAUGACUCAGAAUACAUUGGCUAUGAUAAAAACCGCACACAUACAUUGAACUAAUAGCUUCUAGAUAUGCCCACCACACCCAAAACCCUACCAAAACGUUCUGUAUUCCCUCCACUAUUAAAGCAUUGUUUUGUUUUUGUUUUCUUCAUUUUUUUUUCUUUGUUUGUCACAGCUGAGAGGCAAAAAUGAAAGCCUUGUAAAUAUUGUGUUUUUUUUUUCAUAAUGAACCCUGCAGAUGUUAUUCAAAUGGUGUUUUAGAAUUUCAGAAAUUUUUUUUCUAUUAAUAUUUAUCAAGAUCCAUUCUUGAAUUGAUUGGUUGUUUUUCAUUCAACCAACUUCCGUCCCUUGUGAUUGACUCCAAUUUGUAUUGAUCCUGUUUUAAGAAUGUUUUGCUGGUGUUCCCCAAUCAGCUUGUUACAAAUUGGUUUUUGGCAUUUUGUUGAUGACUGUCUAACAUUCCGGAAUAUUACCUUCUGGAAUUGUAUUUUUCCUAUAGACUCACUCACACUCACACACACACACACACACACACACACACAUUAUAUAUAUACAAAAGAAUAAUGUAAUAUACGUAAUAUUGUAAUACAGGUUUGGCCAAAAGUCACCCAACAGUAAAUCAAAAUUCCAUAAGUACUUAAUAUUCAGUUUUAUUUAUUCGUUUGGAAAAAUGGUGUCGUUUAAGGACUUCAGUUUGAACAAUUUCCUUGAUGUUUCAUAUUUAGAUGCUUUUAUUAAAUCCAUUCAGUUGUUAAACAUAAAUAAACCUUGGAAUUAAAUGGUUUUGAUUUACUGUCAGGUGACUUUUGGCCAGCCCUGUAUAUGUAAAUGAUGAGGUGGCAAGCAGCCAGAUUUGUUACUACACCAGGCAAAAAUGCUUAGCAGCAUUUCAUCCAUCUUUACAUUUCAAGUUCAAAGGUUGACUUAGCCUUUCAUCUUUUGGAGAUUGAUAAAAUAAGUGCUACUUGAAUACUGGAGUCGAUGUAAUCAACUCCAAGAUUGCUAGCUUUGUACCAAAGCUUGGAACCAGUACAUGCAACUGAUAUACUUUUUAAAAAGACCUUUAAGCAAUGCAAGUGAGAAAAUUUGGGUAAAAUAUGUAAAGUGAUGCCAAUAGCAUCAAGGCAAGAUAUUGUAUCACCUUAUAGAGGCUAUCUAAUGCUUCUAUGAUAUUUCAGAAAAGCUUCCCCUUAUCAAAUAUAUGAUAGAAAAUAAUGCAAGAGUUCAGAGAAAAAUUAUCAUUAUUGGCAGGCCGUUCUGGUGUAUUUGAUAAGGGGAAAAUUUCCUGAAAUAUAAGAGAAAUCUUAUAAACAACCUAUGCAAGGUGAUACAAUACUUUCUUGUCUUUAUUUGUUGGCAUCACCUGGCAUAGUUUGCCUAACACCUCACCUGCAUUGCUUAAAAGAUCUUUUUGAAAAAUAUCUAUAUUAGAUGUGUGUGUGUGUGUGUAUACAUAUAUACAUACAUACUAUAUAUAUAUAUAGUAUGUAUGUACGUGCAUGCAUAUAUAUAUAUAUAUAUAUAUAUAUAUAUAUAUAUAUAUAUAUAUAUAUAUAUAUUCAUGCAUACAUAUAUAUAUGCAUAUACACAAACAUACAUAAAUAUAUAUAUUAUAUAUGCAUAUAUAAUAUACACACACACACACACACAUAUAUAUAUAUACAUACAUAUAAUAUACACAUAAAUUCUUAUGAUAUACACACACAUAUAUACAUACAUAUAAUACACACACACACACACAUAAAACACUUACAUACAUCCCCACUAACCUAUGCUACUAUACUUCCAGGCACAGAGACACACCUAUACCAACACAUACACACCUGCUCUCUCUCCUCCUAGAACUUCAUUCCCACCUGGUUCCAAACCACUUUUCUGUUUAUAUAUGUUUUCUCUCUUACCAGCUGUUUCUCUUCAUCACUCACUCUAUGCUUUUGGUUUUCUCCUGAUGAAGGACUAAUGCCUGAAACAUUGACUCUUUCACUUCCCAUUAAAACAUUAAGCUAAUACCUUA